Saprolegnia parasitica CBS 223.65 is the source of this 627-nucleotide messenger RNA. RefSeq lists its product as hypothetical. NCBI's taxonomy places the organism in Eukaryota, Oomycota, Saprolegniomycetes, Saprolegniales, Saprolegniaceae. The transcript has a single exon. Bases 30 to 569 code for a protein of 179 amino acids. The record is from RefSeq and is a predicted model, not a curated record.
GGAGAAGGCAUUGAGCAGUCGGCCCUGCCAUGCACAUGCGCUGGCACAUCCUCGGAGCGGUCAUCGUUGGCGCCAUGGCCUGCGGCGACAACUCGCCGCCCAACCGCCUCGACACAUGCGCCACGUACGCGACGCGGUGCCCACGGGACGACACGUACGAGCUGGCUAUGCACAAUGGCUGCCCGCGCUGCUUUCAUCGCAUAACGUGCAAGGUCCACGCCGAGCUUGACGAGCAGGCGCUUACGCUCAGCAGCAAAGCGCCCGUCUUGAAGGCCGCGUUUGGUAAUGUCGUGCGCGAAGACGCGGUGCUCGUUGCGCACAAGGGCAUGCUCGCGGCCAUUGCCGCCAUUUGCGCCCUCGUCGGCGUUCUGAUUGCUGCUGCGAUGCGCAAGCGACGACAAGCGCCCACGAGCUACUACUCGCGCAUUCGCAAUCCACUCAUGGAGGACGCCGACGAGAACGAUGACUUGAACCCGUUCUGCCAAAAGCUGCCUCUCGACGACGCAUCCCUGGUGCGCCAGAGUCCUCGCGCGCAAGGCGUUUUGGCCAAGAUACUCCAGCUAAAAUAGUUGUAGCAUGCUGUAAACACACUUUACGAUGCUGGGCAGUCAAGCCAAUGUCUCAUGG